Molecule: messenger RNA, 865 nt
Organism: Rhagoletis pomonella (apple maggot)
Lineage: Eukaryota; Metazoa; Arthropoda; Insecta; Diptera; Tephritidae
Exons: 6
Coding region: 263-853 (196 amino acids)
Source: RefSeq, a predicted model, not a curated record
AAUAAUACACACUUUUCCGUACGUCUUUACUCUAGAAAACAUGAGCCGGCCAUCGAAAAUUAUAAGUUCGGCGUAAUAAAACUUCUUGCUCGGCACAUAGAUGUGAAACAGCUGAUUUACAUGUGAAACGUUUAUAGAAAAGAAAAAUAAAAGCAUUUUCGUGUGUGAAGUGAUUCGCGUUUUUAUUAAAUUGUGGACAUUAAUAAAUCAAAUAAAAUGCUGGGAAGUCGGCGAAACUUAAAAAGGUUGGGAAAUCCCAAAAAUGCAAAAUCGAGCAUUGAAGCACCUUAACUCAAAGGACGAACAGGUUCUACUCGAAGGUGAAAAACGAUGUGAAAAUUGUAAAAGGUUAGAGGACAAAAUUGAUCAAAAAUUCCAAGAACUAGCAGAUAGAACGAAUCAUCAAAAUACAAUUAUAAUGGAAGCUUUGGCAGAACAAAAUGUCCUAAUUAAUAGGCUUAUUUUCCAAGAUGAAGAAAACUUGAACGUGACAUCCACUUUCCCAAUAAAAAGCGAUAAUGAACUUAAAGAGCUAGACCAAAAAAUUGAUGAUUCUAACAUUAAAAACUAUGUAAAUAUAGUUAAGAAAAUUAUUUGUAAUAAUUUGCAGAAAAACAUUGACCUACUAUUGGAGCCUGAAUUUCUUUAUGAAUAUAAUAUUGACGGUAGUCAUGGAAAGAAACGAUUGAAAGAGUAUAAAAUGUUUGAAGUUAUGAAAGAUUGCGUUAUUUCGAUAUAUGGCGCAGAAGGUGCUGAAGAAAAAAUACGAAAAGCGAUUCAUUUAUCAAAGAAGCGGCAGUUAAAAAAGUUGCUUACGAAUAAAAGAAAUGCCACCAGCGAUGAUAAUAAAUAAUGAGUAUAAACU